This is a messenger RNA of Suillus bovinus, 1431 nucleotides long. RefSeq names its product isoprenoid synthase domain-containing protein. The record is from RefSeq and is a predicted model, not a curated record. Gene Ontology annotation, molecular function: carbon-oxygen lyase activity, acting on phosphates. Bases 234 to 1253 code for a protein of 339 amino acids. NCBI's taxonomy places the organism in Eukaryota, Fungi, Basidiomycota, Agaricomycetes, Boletales, Suillaceae. The transcript has 4 exons.
UGCUGCUUCGAAAGGACCACAUCCACUCGAUUCGUUGGCGGCCUAUCUGAUAGUAUCUUAUCCAGUUAAUCCCUCCGAAGAGAUUACAUCAGGCACGAAGUUUCCGGACAUAAUACAAGACCCUCCGAGUCGAUUGUCAAUAAAUCAACAUACAUCAUGGAGUAUAAAUAGGUACACGCAGCCCAUAGGAUCCAUUCUCUCGCCAAUCUCCAAUUUCUCUACAAGUCUUCACGAUGACGACGAACAACCUGUCCACAUCUACCCUCGAUGGCAAAGUUCUAGCAAACAUACGCCAGUCCAUCGCCGAAUUUCUUCAGCGUUGCGGCUUGCAAUAUAAGAAAAUCCCGCUUGACGAAGCGUGGUGCUCCGAAUGCUAUCAGGAGGUCAUCAAGCGCGGCUAUCCAAUGGACGACAUUCUCCCAUACAUAGCCGUUGGGGUGGCCAUGGUGUCUAACGCUUACGACCACCUCCCGGACCGUGCAUCAAAGAUGUGGAUGUGCCUCUUCACCACCCUAUUGGCUUGCAUCGACGACAAGAUGAUCACGCCAGAGUAUAUGGUGCAUGCGUACCGCUUCAAUGAGCAGUUCGUGAAUUGCCAGCCACAGGGACACCCGCUUAUGAAUGCGCUUGACGGGCUCUUACGGGAGGUCACUUGCCAUCAUUCUGCACCAGUGUCAAAUUUUGUCGUCACGUCCUCGCUCGACUUUGUGUCUUCCCUUUUACUUGACAUUGAGACCAAAGAUAUGCCGAUCUCCCGGCAGAAUCCUUCAUACCCCGAAUACGCUAGGCUGCUGUCAGGCGUGGAGUAUGCGUAUGCGUACUACAUUUUCCCUUCAACAGUCCCGCUUCGGGAAUACGUCCAAUGCAUGCCCGAUCUGGCUAUAGUCAUAAACCACACAAAUGAUAUAUUGUCAUACUACAAAGAAGAGAUUGAAGGCGACUCUGCAAACUACCUGUCGCUCAUAACAGCCUCUCGCGGCCUUACCAAACAGGAAGCUCUCAGCGAACUCAUCGAGAAAACUAUGAAAGCUCAUCACAGUAUCCUCGAAUUCUUGAAACCGCGUCCUGAGGUCCAUGACGCCUAUGCCGCGUUUUUCGAUGGGUAUGUCAAAUUCCAUGCUACCUUUGGAAGGUACAAGCUGGAUGCUGUCCCUUUAACCUUUCUUGCUCCCCUCCAGCUUCAAGGGUUUUAUGAGAAUGUAUGCGUUUUUCCAGCUUGUCCACUCGGGUUGAUGAAUAGGUUGCAGUUGUAAUUGUACCUCUCAAUGAAUAGUCGCCGAAACUUACAGAUAACUUCGAGGCGUGUGUGACAGGGACUCGGAGAGCUAUAUGUAUGUGAAGAUCGGCAAGGCCAUGGCCCAUAUUUGCAUCUAGUCUGUGAAAAUCGAUACAGAACUUGUGGACAAGCCUUUUUGGGAUGAUGAAUUUCAG